GCAGGUGCUAUAUAUUUCCAGAUGCAUCUCGCUCAGCUAUUGGUUGCAAUUAUCAAUAUAACUGUUGAAAUAGCAAUUUUCCAAAUUCGUAAUUUCAAUUUGUUUCGUUACCGUUCGCCAUACGAAAUCCAUGUUGAACUUCUAAUAAGUUCUAAACUCAGAAAACACGUUUAGACUUCGUUGAGAGUAGAAAUACCAGUAUAUCCGGCUUUAUUCAGUCGACAAUGGAGUCGAAACGUUAUCAGACGCUCUGAAACGUGAUGUAACGUUAUGUGUAUAACAUCGGAGCUUAUUGACACCGGCAUUGGAACACUGCUAGUGUCUGUGUCUGAUCGUCAUGAACGUUGUUUAUAUCUGAUCGCUUGACAGCUGUUUAAUGUUCAGCGUGGUGUGCAAAAUGGAUUAUUUUUUAUGAGUGCGAGAAAUGCAAUUUUCGCUGAUCGCAUAGGGUUUCUGAGGAUGAAAUUGCAUCGUGGUUCCGAUGCGUUGCAACGUGGAAGUGCUCUAGCUUAAUUAUUGUACAUCUCGAAUGUUUUCCUCUAUUAUUUUUAAGUGCGAAACUACGGGACACUUCGCGAUAUAAUGGCAGCUCAUAAGACAGGCGGGCAAAGUGCCCGAAAGAAAGUGCAGGUGUCUAUGGUUAUAAGAGACGAAGUGGAGAAAAGACAUAGAGCUGGAGUUAAUUCUUUACAAUAUGACCCAGCUUUGCAUAGGCUUUAUUCGGCAGGUAGAGAUAGCAUUAUAAGGAUAUGGAAUUGUAAAAAUAUGAAGGAUCCAUACAUUCAGUCGAUGGAACAUCAUACAGAUUGGGUCAACGAUAUAGUAUUAUGUUGUGGUGGUAAAAAUUUGAUAUCAGCUAGUUCUGACACAACAGUAAAAGUAUGGAAUGCGCAUAAAGGUUUCUGUAUGUCCACGUUAAGGACACAUAAAGACUAUGUAAAAGUUCUAGCAUAUGCUAAAGAUAGGGAGCAAGUUGCUAGUGCUGGGUUAGAUAAAUCAAUCUUUUUAUGGGAUGUCAAUACAUUAACUGCUCUUACUGCAAGCAACAAUACAGUAACAACAUCGUCUCUUAGUGGAAAUAAAGACUCCAUAUAUAGCCUUGCCAUGAAUCAGACUGGGACAAUUAUAGUUAGUGGUAGUACAGAAAAAGUUUUAAGAGUAUGGGAUCCACGAUAUUGUACUAAAUUAAUGAAACUUCGUGGUCAUAUGGAUAAUAUUAAAGCAUUAGUAUUAAAUAGAGAUGGUACUCAGUGUUUGUCUGCUAGUUCAGAUGGAACAAUUAAGCUUUGGUCAUUGGGACAACAAAGAUGUAUUCAAACUUUCAGAGUACAUAAAGAAGGUGUUUGGGCUUUACUGGCAACAGAAACCUUCAGUCACGUGAUAUCAGGAGGUAGGGACAAACGAGUUGUAAUGACUGAGUUGUCUUGUUACCCUGAAAGGUAUACUGUCAUAUGUGAAGAAAAAGCACCUGUGUUAAAAAUGGUUAUGACACCAGAUCAGUCCAGUAUUUGGGUGGCUACUAGUGAAUCUACUAUAAAUAAUUGGUCUAUAAGUCAAAAAGAUUGGCAAGAAUUAGGAAUUGAAGAUUACUGUGACUCUGCCAGUGGAGUAACUUCAAACGUUGUACGAAACACGGAACCUGCGCAAAAAAUAUUAGGAGGUCCUGCAAUUCGGCAUUGUCAUGUUUUAAAUGAUCGUAGGCAUGUUUUAACAAAAGAUACAGAAGAAAAUGUAGCUUUGUAUGAUGUAUUAAAAGCACGUAAAGUUGAAGAUCUUGGAAAAGUAGAUUUUGAACAAGAAAUAAAGAAAAGAAACAAAAUGGUAUAUGUUCCAAACUGGUUUAGUGUAGAUCUUAAAACUGGGAUGUUGACCAUUCAUUUAGGACAAGAUGAAAAUGAUUGUUUUUCUGCAUGGGUCUCUGCAAAAGAAACUGGUCUCGCGGAAAAUGAUGCGGUUGAUCAAAAAGUGAAUUACGGAAAUCUUUUAUUACAAGCGUUACUUGAACAUUGGUGGAGACCACUGCAUGCUGAUGAUGAAAACGAAGGUAAUAGUAACGAUGGUAAUGGUUCAAUACACACGAGAGGAGGAAAUCCAUAUUUUUCAGUACCUACUCAUACACCUGUUAUAUUUAGCGAAGUGGGAGGAAGACCUUUAUAUAGAUUGUUAGUUAGAGAUGCUGCAGGAGAAAUGGAGGGCGUUUUAUUGAAUGAAACAGUACCGGCUUGGGUAGUUAAUAUUGUUGUGGACAAAAAUCUUCCACAAUUUACUAAAAUAUCUUUCUAUCUUCUUCCACAUGCCACGUCUGGUGUGAAAAGUCUCAAAAAGGAUCGCUUAAUUGCAAACGAUUUUAUACAAAUUCGUAAAGUAGCCGAACACGUUUGCGAUAAAGUGCUUGGCGCAGGAAGUGAUUCAGGAUCAGUAGCUGGUGCUGGAAAUACGGUUUCCGGUGGUUCUCCGGCAGGGGAUAGAACGAAUACUGAUUCGAACGCUGAUAAUUCUUCGCUGGCCGAAGAAAAAGUAGAACUAUUAUGUAACGAUCAAGUUCUAGAUCCUUCCAUGGAUUUAAGAACGGUCAGACAUUUCAUCUGGAAAAGUUCGGCGGAUUUAACACUUCAUUAUCGGCCAGUAAAAUAGUUAGGGCUUAGUACGUCGGAACAGGGAUCUCUAAAAUGUGCCUGGUUUUUUACUAUCGUAAAAAUAACGGAAGAUAUGUGGACUAAUUGCAGAGUGUGGCACCUCACGCUAUCUCCUUUUCAUGAAAUGUUCAAUCGAUUUUCGAUGGAUAUUUCAUUAGAAGCUGUAACUGAGGAUGAAUAAAAACCAGGUCACAUAAAAAGUAUUUAAAAAAAAACUGAAUGUGUUUGAAGGCAAUAAUGUGUGGAAGUAUUAGCGUAAAUUGCUCAUGUUUGUAUAUAUCCUGAGGCCAAACUUGACCUUACGACAUAAAAUUAGUAAUUUCAUUUAGUCUGCUUUUAGAGACAUGUGUUUUUUGUAUUUAGGUAUAGAAUACUGAAUGCUUACCGUCAGCCAUUUAUAGUCUUCCCACUUCAAAAGUACCAACGAGAAAAGUUAAGUACAAAAUAUUGUAUGGCCCAGGAAAUUACUAAGUAUCAUCUUUAAAUGCCAUGUUCACGUUAUGCUUCUCAAAGCUUCUGUGUUAAUUCUACUAAUUAUUAGUUGUAUUCUAUAUAAUUUAUAAGUAGUACCAUUUCAUUGGUUAUGCAUUCAUUGAACAAAAUGAAAUCUAAUAUGUACCAACAGUAUUCCACACAUCUGCCUUGUUGUCUCGAAGAAAGCAAACUAUUAAAGAGAAGAGAGAGAAAUGUCAAUUUAAUAUUAAUCAAAUAACGAUUGAGCAGCCAAAUUAACAGUUCAAUAUUUCCUAUUGAUUGCAUGGGAAACGACAGUAUAUUUGUCUUUGGUAUGGCAAAAUCAAAUUCUGUCUUUGGCGAACUUCCAUUAAUUAAAUUUAUAUUCAAUCGAUAUAUAUUAUAUAUAUCUCUAUGUAACUGUUUCAAAAUGAGAGAUAAAGUAUAAAUUAAAUGACAGUUACCGCUUAAACAAGCAUAGCAUAGACAGAAUUUGGUCUUACGAUACAAGUUUAACAGAUAAAAAAAUAUAUAGUUAACCGUAUGUUUAAAUAUUCACCCUACUAGAAUUCCACAAGUUGUACAUAUAAAUGAGACUGUAAAGUAACGUCCCCCGAUCAUGGUGAUGGGCUGUAUAAAUAAAAUUGAAACAAAUAUUGUAUCAA
This is a messenger RNA of Megachile rotundata (alfalfa leafcutting bee), 3754 nucleotides long. Its product is annotated as WD repeat-containing protein 48. The record is from RefSeq and is a predicted model, not a curated record. NCBI's taxonomy places the organism in Eukaryota, Metazoa, Arthropoda, Insecta, Hymenoptera, Megachilidae. Gene Ontology annotation, biological process: double-strand break repair via homologous recombination. Gene Ontology annotation, molecular function: ubiquitin binding.